Molecule: messenger RNA, 921 nt
Organism: Ustilaginoidea virens
Lineage: Eukaryota; Fungi; Ascomycota; Sordariomycetes; Hypocreales; Clavicipitaceae
Exons: 4
Coding region: 1-921 (306 amino acids)
Source: RefSeq, a predicted model, not a curated record
AUGGCUCCCCGACCCGUCUUUUGUGUUACACAUCCUAGAGCUUGCUCCACUGCCUUUGAGCGGGUCUUCAUGACUCGCAGAGACCAACUGGCUAGCCAGCACGAACCGUUUGGCGACGCAUUCUACUUUGGCCCAGAGUGCGUGAGCCCGCGCUUCAAGGACGACGUUGAGCGGCGAGAAGCCAGUGGCGUCUCAGACGUCACUUAUGGGAACACAUUUGAGAAGUUCGACAAGGUCGAACAAGAGGGGAAACGAGUCUUCGUCAAAGACAUGGCAUACUAUCUUUUCCCGGCCCCGGAAGACCAGAACAAUCCCCAAAUUGCAGGCUCCCUCGGUGGCGGCGAGGAAACAGGCAACCCAACCGUCAUCCCACGGCAUCGUCUGGAAAAAUUCCAAUUUACAUUCCUCAUCCGCCACCCGCGCCGGUCUGUCCCUUCCUACUGGCGGUGCUGUAUCCCGCCUCUGGACAAGAUUAGCGGGUUUGACGAGUUCUGGCCCAGCGAAAUGGGAUACAAAGAGCUCGUCAAGUUUUUCGACUACGCCAUGCAAACAGGACUUGUAGAUGAGAGCCAGCUGACUGUUGUCGAUGCCGAUGAUUUGCUGGACAAGCCAGAGCCCAUGAUCAAAAAGUUUUGCCAGAGGACAGGCAUCGAUUUCCAUCCCAGCAUGCUCAAAUGGGAUGACGGAGAUCAGGCGCAUGCCGAGAAGCUCUUCGCCAAAUGGAACGGUUUUCACAAUGAUGUUUUGGGAACGAGAGAGCUCAAGGGCAGAACGCACGCGCAGAUGACACCCAACGUUGAGGCUGAGAACAGAGCAUGGGAAGAAACGUACGGAAAGGAUGCGCAGAUGAAAAUCCGCCAAUGCGUUGACGAAAACACCCCCCUCUAUGAGUACAUGAGGCAGUAUCGUAUCACCGUCUAG